Molecule: messenger RNA, 1230 nt
Organism: Aspergillus puulaauensis
Lineage: Eukaryota; Fungi; Ascomycota; Eurotiomycetes; Eurotiales; Aspergillaceae
Exons: 3
Coding region: 1-1230 (409 amino acids)
Molecular function (GO): monooxygenase activity; heme binding; iron ion binding
Source: RefSeq, a predicted model, not a curated record
AUGGAAGCACCAGUUACACGGCCUCGACUUCCUGAAGCUGCCGCAGAUGGCUGGGAUAUCAACAGCAGCGCCCUCGUCACGAGCAACGAGCCCGAGAAUAUCUUCCGCGAGUACGACUAUUUACGUACCAACUGUCCUGUUGCCCAUGUUGACCGGCAUGGCGGGUACUGGGUUUUGACAAGAUACAAUGACAUCAAGGAAGUCGCGUCUGACAACGACCAGUUCAUCUCGUACAUCUGUGCCGUAGUUCCUGCUGACCCUCGUGGUAUCAGACGCCCGCCACUCAAGUUUGACGGGGAGAAUCACAAGCCAUAUCGGACUGCAAUUGAUCGAACCCUCAAGCCAGCACGGCUGAGGCGUCUUGAGCCGAUGAUCCAGGCUCACUGUGAGAGAGAGCUGCAAACCCUCCUCGACCGGGGCCACGGGGAUAUCUAUGAAGAGUUCGGGUCCAAUUUCACAAGCUGGAUUGAGAGAGAGUGGCUGAACCUUGACGAGGCUGAUGGUGAGCUUCUCGUUGAUGGAUUCGGCUCGUUUGUGUACGCCUGGCGAACAGGGGACUGGCCCACGGUGAAGAAGUGGAGUGAUGCAUGGUAUAGCAUUGCGAAUCGAGUGGUCGCAGCAAGAAAGGCGAACCCCCAGGAUCCGGACAUGGAUCCGGCUUCAAGUCUACUGCUGGAAAAGGAUAGUCACGGCAACCCAUUGGAGGAAGAGCAUAUCAUUGGAUGUAUCCGGCAGAUUGUUAUUAUUGCCAUGGUAGCCCCUACCAUCGUCAUCACAGCCAUCACCAAGCACCUUGCUGAGGACAAAGAGCUACAGAACAGACUCCGCAAUGACCGCUCUCUGCUUCCUGCUGCUAUUGAGGAGUUCAUCCGCUUGCACGUCCCCUACCGUGGCUUCUCGCGGACUGCUGUGGCGGAAGCGGAGAUCUCCGGCACCAAAGUGCCCCCUGGGGAGCCCAUUACAGUAGUGUACUCGGCUGCAAAUAGAGACCCGGCACAGUUCCCCGAGCCAGACAAGUUUAUUCUUGGUCGCGAGAAUAUCACCACGCACCUGGGCUUUGGGAGGGGGGUCCAUCGGUGUGCUGGGACGUGGCUGGCGAGGAUGAUCGUCAGGAUUUUCCUCGAGACGAUGCUGGAUAAAUGUGCUGAUUGGGACGUAGCAGGCGAGGUUGUGUACGCAAAGCUGCCUGAAAUUGGGCCGACCAGCUGUCCGAUCAAGUUUGUUGUGUAA